Molecule: messenger RNA, 4631 nt
Organism: Esox lucius (northern pike)
Lineage: Eukaryota; Metazoa; Chordata; Actinopteri; Esociformes; Esocidae
Gene: slc35e1
Product: solute carrier family 35 member E1
Exons: 6
Coding region: 112-1257 (381 amino acids)
Cellular component (GO): Golgi apparatus
Molecular function (GO): antiporter activity
Source: RefSeq, a predicted model, not a curated record
GCUUUUCUUGAGUGUUUCAGAGGUCUCCACGUCUCAUUCACAUUGCUUUCCUUAGAGCUAAUGUUUCAGGCCUUGUUGCCAGACAUACGCCGGUGACUCCAAACUGGGAAGAUGGCUGCGGUGGAGCGUCCCCCAGUCAAGGAAGGGGUCCGGAUAGCGUUACUCUGUUUCUGUUGGUAUACGGUUAGUUCGGGAGGAAACGUCGUUAACAAAAUUAUUCUUAAUGGAUUCCCUUAUCCUGUCACCGUUUCUCUCUUUCAUAUAUUCUCAAUCGUCGUCUUCCUACCACCGUUGUUGCGGGCAUGGGGAGUCCCCAAAACAGAAGUACCAACUAAAUACUAUAAAUGGUAUAUUCUUCCUUUAGCUUUUGGGAAAUACUUCGCAUCUGUAUCGGCCCACUUCAGCAUAUGGAAGGUACCGGUUUCCUACGCACACACUGUCAAAGCCACAAUGCCAAUAUGGGUUGUGCUGCUGUCCAGGAUUAUCAUGAAGGAGAAACAGACAACAAAAGUGUACAUGUCUCUCAUCCCCAUCAUUGGAGGAGUGCUUCUGGCCACCAUGACCGAGUUGUCCUUUGACGUGUCUGGGUUAGUCAGCGCCCUGGCUGCCACACUCUGCUUCUCCCUGCAAAACAUCUUCUCCAAAAAGGUACUCCGGGACACCAGGAUCCAUCACCUGCGACUCCUCAACAUCCUGGGCUUCAACGCCGUGUUCUUCAUGGUGCCCACGUGGGUUCUGGUGGACCUCUCCUCCUUCUUGGUCGAGGGGGACUUUACGGGCGUGUCGGAGUGGACCAGCACCAUCCUCCUCCUGUUGGUCAGCGGCUUCUGUAACUUUGCCCAGAACGUCAUCGCCUUCAGCGUCCUCAACCUGGUCAGCCCGCUGAGCUACGCAGUGGCCAACGCCACCAAGAGGAUCAUGGUCAUCAGCAUAUCGCUCCUGAUGUUGCGCAACCCUGUCAGCUCCACCAACAUCAUGGGCAUGAUGACCGCCAUAGUUGGUGUCUUCCUGUACAACAAGGCAAAAUAUGAUGCCAACAAGGAAGCGAAGAAGAAACUGCUGCCCUCCUCCAAGCAGGACAUGGUGUCUUUUGACAAUUUGGGACUGGGCAAGGAACAGCCCAAUGGCUCGGUGGCUCUCCCCCACGGUUCAGACAUUCAGUACGGUCGAAGCAGCGUGCUUACCGACCACUUUCAGUACAGCCGGCAGGCCUACACAAUGAACUACAGCUCCUCCGGCCCCCAUUAUGUGGUUUAGGCCCGGGGAUGAGCGGCUCGGACAUUUUCUGUCAAUUUCCUGUAGCUUUCCUAAACUCCUCCGGCAGAACAGAAAGGCAAGUGCAUCGCUAGAAGAGGGAAGUAUCAAUCAUGGGCUGGUCAAUGUUUUGUCCUGAACAUGUUCUCUAACAUUAUCUUCGCCUUCUUGUGUUGUAUUCCUUUUUUUGUAUGAACAAUUGAAUGGUUUAUUUCAGUAUGUCUGUAUUUGUCAGAGGUUUAUGUCCACGUUGACCGUUAGAGGUCCAGCUUUGUGUCUCGGUCCCAAAUGAGGGUCAAUAUCUAAUUUCAUAACUUGUAUUGGUGUCGAUCUUUCCAAUUAUUUGUGACUGCGACAUACUAUUGGGUCUACACAACGGAUGGCUUGGACCGUAGAUUUAUCUGACAAAUGGUGACACUGGACAGAACUGCCUGUGAGUUGUUUUUGUCUGCCUGCUGAUGAAGGAAUGUUGCUGUAUUCCUUUUACUGUGGGAGCUUGCUAAUGUGGGAAUACUUGUUACUGUAGCUUCAACGGUCCAAAUAAAUAGAAUAUACUUUUUAGUGUACAUAUAUCAAAGUACAUCUUUUGCAUAAAUUAUCAUGCCCUCAUGCCUUGUUAAUCAGGUUUGUGUUGGUUAAACUGACAGACAGUUUUAUCAUUGAAGUUUUCAGAAAGUUUUUGUGUUUUGCCAAGUAUGGCUGCAUUUGACCGUCUACAUGUGAAAAAGAUUUGCCCAGAAGAGAUCCUGGUUUCACUAAGUAGUUGUGGAGGCAUGGCAUGAACACACGGCUAAAGAUACAAAAUAGAAUCACUCAUUCUCUUUCUAUAUUUACAUUUGUCAUUUUAAUCGAUGGAAUAUCUGAUUUUGGGUAGCUGUGUAACAUGGGGGAUGAGAGAUUCUGUUAACUGUGUUGGACCGGGUUUUAUGAGUCAUAGCUCCUUUGAUCAGGCACUGCGAAGAACUCUCCUUUUCUGUUCUCAUCUCAUUUUCUGUAUUCAAUCUUAAAUCAUCUUGUUGUGAUCGAGGAACAGCAGUCCCCCCCUGCUUCGGAGUCAUGCAGCCACAGGGAGCCUCAGACGUUUUUAAAGACAGAUGUGGGGCACUUAAACUGGUUAAAGGAAUGUUCCCCGGCGUGUUUUUCUGGACGCAGCGGGUGGUUAGCGGGAUUGCGUUAAUGGAAGAACAUUAGCAAACGAAAAACACUUUGACGGGUGUGUGCGUUGUCUGUUCCCAGCCCCGCUGGUUUGUGCCUACAACAGCUGGUCCCGCCUGUCACAAGCAGCCAUUUAUCAGCCGUUGGAAAGGCAAAGGGCACCAGCUCUCAACCAAUAACAGGACUAGUACACGGCCACAGUGGGCAUAACACAGCAAAAUGUGAAAUUAGGCAGACACGCACACCUUUAGCAGGUGCAGACUAACUGCCUGUCGUGUGUGUCCUCGAUCAUACAGUGCCGGCUGUACAACACGAGUCACUGAACGUACCGGUCCUCAGUCUGUGUUUGCACUGGACACUUUCCAUCUCCCGGGGGGAGGGGGGCGAUUGCGUCCACUUGAGCCCCUCCCCAAGAGUUUCUGCCCCAUGUGUUUGUUUUUGCUUGUUAAUUUGCAUCAAUUGGAAAAAUGGGGACACGUUGAGAAAAGGAAAAUAAAAGGUUUGUUUUGUGAAAUUAAGUUCUCUUGUGCCAAAACACUGGGAAAGGCCACCGCGGUGUCUUCGGGACUGUGGGGACUUGGUUCUUCCCCUGAUAUUCACCAGAUAACACAACACAUGAAUCUGCCCUCAAUCCGGAGAUUCGUGUCCUCAUUGUAUUGUGUCCUGUUGUGUAUGUUGUUUAUCGCUGACAGACCCUUGUGAGUGAGUGAGUGAGUGGGGGGGGGGGUUACCUUGACAAAUAAAGGUGAUUCUGUUUAUUCAAUUAUAUUUGAUAAGGCUUGUUAUCGCUCUGCAGCCAGGGGUCAUUGCGGGCGCCCACCAUUAAACCCUUAUAGGCUGUGGGUUGGAGCGGUAAAUGCCCCAGAGCAUUUCUGGGGCUGACAGAAAUGCUCUUGUUUCAUGUAGGAAUGCCUACUUUUUAAAAUUCCCUGUGCUGGGGUUGGGAUGAGCUGAGAUCAGGAAAUCCACCCGAAUGCUCUUUACAGAUGUGUUGUUUUUUUAAACUACGGAGGAGUCAUGUUUUGGAGGGGAAAUAAACAAGCUUUUGAGCUCAACAGAAUGCCUGCGGGAGCUGUUUUCACAGUCCUCAAUGUUCUGAAUGAGAUCUGGACUGUGAUUCUGAGGAAGAAAAUGCUUGGAAGGUUCCUUUUAAGUUGUUCAUAAAUCAAUACAAUGUGUGUCAGAGAUGGACUCGUGGGUGUGGGAAUUUUUGUUACCAUAUAUCCUCCAGCUCUAGACCAGCAAUGUUACCCACCCCAUUAACCUAAAUGUUGUCUUUGUUGAAUAUAACAUUUCUAUUUAUAGUUUACAUUAUUUUUGUUCCCCAGCACAUUCAAGCAUUUUAAAGUUGCUCUCGGGUCCCGAUUGAUCAGCCAGUUCAGUUUGCCAAGCACCUACCAAAAACGCAGUGUUCUGAAAAAAGUGAGCUCACCCUCUCCAGCACAUCACAUCCAAUCACAAACACUCUUAGGUCCUGGUGGCAGAUGGGCUUUUUUAUUGGGGGGGGGGGGGUGCACUGCUGUUUCUUACAAAUGGUUGUCCCUUCAACUGGCAGGAUUGACGGUCAUGUGACCAAAGUUGCGGUUGAAGUAAAAACAUUUCCAUACAGUAGGAAAGUGUGAUCUAACUUCAUUUAAUGCAUGUUCAACUCUAUUGGACUGUGACAACAUGCGAAGAUUUGGGAUAUUAUUAUUAUUUUUUUUUUGCUGAUUAACAGAAAUACCAAUUAUAUAAUUAUUUACAUUCUGACACAAGGUGCCAAAUUAAAGGAGCUAUCUAAUUCAAGUGCAACACCAUUUUUUGGGAGUGGGGGUUGGUCUUAAGUCCUGUUCAUUCAGUAGCACAGAGUGGAAUCUCGUGGAUUAUGUAUAUGUUCAAAUGAAUGUAAAGCCUAAUAGGUGUGUGUACAUUAAGCUAAUGGGUAGCAUUUUGAACAUGAGAAUUUUAGAGACUCAAUUGCAGCAUACGCUUGAAGGUCGUAGGUGGAACAUGCGUUUGGGUGGCUGGGGGUAUUGUUUUGUAAAAGGUUGUGUAAAUUAAGUUUUCUUUGUCUACAGGAUCUUUAAAAACUGAAUUUUUACUGAACCAAUGUUUAUAGAUUUUUAUUUAUGGUGUCUAGGUACUGAAAAGUGUACAUAAAUGCAAACGUGCAGUCUUGUCUGCUUACAUUUAGAAAAUACUAUUUUUUAAAUGUCAAAAAAAUAAAUGCAUUGUGAAAUUUA